AUGGUUGACUGCGGCUGCUGCAACGAUGUGGCUGUGAGCCCCAACCUUCAACUCUUCUAUGGCGUGGUAUGUAUCCUGUAUGUCCUGUCCUCUUUAGCAGAGUUCCUUGCUGCUGGCAUGGACGGUCCGGACAUGAUGCUGGCCUGCGUGACCAUGUCGUGUCUCUUUGUGAUCAUGGUGCUCUGGAUCCUGAUGCUCGCCUCCCGCUGCUGUGCGCCCUGCUGCUGCCGAGAGGCGGUACCGGAUGUCCCGCCUACGUGCCCACCGGGCCCUUGCCAGACGUCAAACCCGAAGUGCCUCGAUUACCCUUUCAUGAUCGGAAUGGGAGGGGAGGUGAUCACAGAAGGCACUCGCCGCGUGGUCUUGCCUGCCUGCCUCUACACCAACUUCAUUCGAGGCGAAUGGGACUUCAGUGCAUUGCAGCUUUGCCGCCUUCUCUGGAUGACCUUGCUCAUCUUGGGUACCUUCACUUCCCUCAAGAAGUACCAGCUCAUGAGGAAGAUGGCGCUGCACAGUACCGAGCUGACGUACCGCAUGCCCUUCGAGGAAAGUGGGAACUUCCCCAAGCUUUUCGAAAGCCUCGAGCAGAGACCCGAGAGCUACGGAAUUCAGCUCUUUGGCGUCUCAGUGACGACCCUGGAGGAGGUCUUCCUCCGCGUGGGCCGAGAUCACACGGAAGCGGACAUCGCGGCCGACGAGCGUUUGCAGCAGGCCAGCUUCGUGCGGCAGAUCUCCGCCGAGAGGGAAGAGCGUGCUUUGGGUUCCUUCACGCAGCGUACCGAGGAGCAGGCAAGUGGCGGCUCUGCGAUGGCGGCGCCGCUGACGGCCGAGAGGAGGCCAGAUCCUUCUGUGAGCUUCCAACGACAUGUCCAUGCGAUGCUCGUCAAGCGCUUUCACAACGCGCGGAGAGAUCGAAAGGCCUGGUGUUGCCAGAUCGUCCUGCCCUUGAUCUUCCUCCUCAUGGCGCUCAUGACCAUGCGCUUCGCUGGCAUCGGAGACUACGAGGCAGUGCCUCUCCUCGCCACGGAGCUCCCGGGACCCCAGCGCCUUCUGGCUGCGGGCGGGAAGGACGUCACUGCCGCACAGGCCACGCGAAAGUUGCACCAACUUUCCGAGCCUUUUGCAAAGACCAUCCCCGUUGCAAUGGGGUGCCAAGCGAGCAUGGAGACGCCGAGCACCGGUUUCCAGAAUGCACCGAAUGCAGACUCCGAGCCGAUUGAAGUGCAGAUGCUUCUUUCUGACACCAUUGCGAAGAAGACGCCUUCGUCUUCGUUCGAGAGGUCCGAGCCUCUGGGGGAGUUCCGGAUGGGUGAUGUGAAACCACCGACAAGAGAGACGUCGCGGCAGAUGACGGCGGAGGAAGCUCCCCGAGCUCAAGCAGAGCGCGACCUCCUCGACCCCAACGUCCACAAGAUAGAGAAGUUCUUGAAGGAAGUUGAAGCAUCACCUGAGAGCCUGGUCAGCAUCAUCGAGUCCAAGCGUGCCAGGUGUUUCGGCGAGAAGGUGCCCUUUCGUGACCCGACAUCGGCAGUGGCAAAGCGGACGCGUGAGAAGCAGCGUGACAAAGACUUGCGGGCCUUCUUGCCCAAGUAUUGA
This is a messenger RNA of Symbiodinium sp. CCMP2592, 1596 nucleotides long. The record is from the annotation of a GenBank genome assembly. Lineage: Eukaryota; Dinophyceae; Suessiales; Symbiodiniaceae.